Messenger RNA from Neohortaea acidophila, 2064 nucleotides. RefSeq lists its product as uncharacterized. The transcript has a single exon. The record is from RefSeq and is a predicted model, not a curated record. NCBI's taxonomy places the organism in Eukaryota, Fungi, Ascomycota, Dothideomycetes, Mycosphaerellales, Teratosphaeriaceae. The annotation marks the transcript as partial.
GAAGAGGGAGAGUCGUUGACCACAAUCUUGACCACCGUCGAGGACCGCUCUGCCUUGACAGUCUUGGUCGCCGAGUGUACAGAGGCAAUGCGUCAGACAUUGCUAGCCACAUUCGACGCCAAAGAGACUGGCACCACCUCGGAUCUCGUUGCCAAUAUCAAACCCCAGGAUGAUGCGUCCACUUCUAAACCAACACCUUCCGAGGAAACUCCAGAGCAAAAGGCCCAAGCGCAACAAGAUUUGCAGCGGAGGGAGAAGGAACUCAGUGCUACCAAACUCCAGGAAUUAAAGGAGGCUGCAUUGAACUACUUCGACCAGUGGAACAGCGCCGUACUGGGGCGUGUCGGAGAAGCCAUCAACUCGAGAGCAGAGCCGCCACCACCAAAAGCAGCGAAGCCGCAAUCACCUCACGAAGAGACUCCACCUGGCGCCGUACCGCCUCAACGCUUCCAAGAUCCUUCCGAGUAUGAUGUAGACGUGGACAAAACCCUGGUGGAGCAAUAUCCGCCCGUCCAGACGUCGCUCAGCCAACUACAGUCCGAAAAGAAAGCACUCAUCAUUCAUUCUGUUUUAUUACUACUGCUCAGCCUCGAGCACUAUCACGCACACUCGCGCGUCCUACUGCUCCAUCUCACGACAAGUCUAGGCCUUACGAUCAAGCACCUUGCCGCCGAUGAAAACAAGGUGGCUCGCGGACUCUUGGCCGUGGCCGAGAAUCUGCAAGCAGAUGAGGAAACCAAAAAGCAAGCAAAAGAGAACAAGUCUGCUCGCAAGUGGAAAGUAGGCCUGGCGGGCGUGGCUGGUGCUGCUUUAAUCGGCGUAACGGGCGGUCUCGCGGCGCCCCUGCUCGCAGCUGGACUCGGCACCGUCAUGGGUGGUCUCGGCCUGGGAGCCACGGCUGCUGCGGGAUAUCUGGGCUCUCUAGCUGGCAGUGCUGUCUUGGUUGGUGGAUUAUUUGGAGCUUAUGGUGGUCGAAUGACUAGUCAAAUGAUGGACAAAUAUGCGCGCGAAGUGGAAGACUUUGCCUUUGUGCCUGUUCAGUCGACGCAUCGCCCGCGGAAGAUUGAGAAGGAGUACAGGCGCCUGCGAGUGGGCAUCGGCAUCUCCGGUUGGCUCACCAACAAGGAAGAUGUCGUUGAGCCGUGGAAAGUCAUCGGAGUCGAAUUGGAAUCUUUCGCCCUGCGAUGGGAACUCGAGGCUCUCAUGAACCUGGGCAACGGCUUGUUGACUCUCGUCAAGAGCGCAGCAUGGGGCUUUGCGAAGCGGGAAAUCAUCAAGCAGACGGUCUUUGCCGCUUUGAUGGCCGGACUGUGGCCUCUGGGCCUUCUCAAAGUCUCGCGCAUUGUCGAGAACCCAUGGUCAGUGGCUUCCUACCGUGCGCAGAAGGCCGGUGAAGUGCUGGCAGAUGCUCUCAUCAACAAGGCCCAGGGUGAAAGACCGGUCACUCUGGUGGGCUACAGUCUCGGUGCAAAGGUGAUCUACACGUGCUUGCAGCGACUUGCGGAGCGCAAAGCAUUCGGACUGAUCGAGUCGGUGGUGCUCAUCGGCUCACCAUCUCCCGCGGCGUCCGCUGACUGGCGGGUCAUCCGGACGGUAGUAGCUGGCCGUGUCGUGAAUGUGUACAGCACAGAGGACUACCUGUUGGCCUACCUUUACCGGACAGCAAGCAUUCAAUACGGCGUUGCAGGCCUGCAGGCGAUCGAAAACGUCAAAGGCAUCGAAAACAUCGACGUCACCAGCAUGAGCAACGGCCACACCAACUAUCGCUUCUUGACCGGCCACAUCCUCAAGAAGAUAGGAUUUGAGAAUGUGGACAUGGAGCAGCUCAGGAACGAGGAGAAGGCACUGGAAGAAGAGCAAAAGAAGGAAGAGCAAGUGGUGGAGGGUGGGGAUAGCCAAAAUGGCGACGUUAGCGAGGAGUACGUGCAAGGCCUCGAGAAGGAGGUGGAGCAGAAGAACGAGCAGUCGUACAUGGGCUGGGCGCAGGAGAAGAUGAUGGCUGCCGGUACGAGUGCAUCGGCGGCUUACGAGAAGGCGAGGUCUCAGAUUCAGGGCGGGCAAGGA